CGGCAAAGUUGAGAAGCACCGGGCCUACAGGAUCAGUGCAAGGAUCACCAUCACCCGCACCGGUCUUGCCACUUGAAACCAGUAGCUACCCAUUUGCCUUGCCAGCGCACCCACGCAUUGAAGUCAAAACAGAGCCACUAAGGGACACUCCUGACACCAUCAUCUCCACCUCAUCCCCAGAGAUGGGAUUUGUUGAGAGUGAAGCAGACUACAUGUCUUUGCGCCCCAUUGAGCCUGCUAUACCUGGGGCAGUAGAUGACAAGUUCUCGCCCACCGUGCCAUUGCUUCACCCCAUUCCUCUCAAGCCUCAGCUCAAGGUGGAGAAGCCAGAGGCUAUUACAAUCAAGUCAGAGGAAUGGAACCGCAUUCACUGGAACAUCUGAUCUGCUGAAAAAAGAGCCCAGGCCGUCCACUCCCUCUUCCCCAAGCCAUGGUCUGACGGUCAAGCUGCCAGUAGCCACACCUGGACUAGCGCAUCCUUUCAUUGACCCUUCCCUGGAUCAGAAGGUGUCUGUCACCCUCACUCUGUCAGCCACAGCAGCAGAGGACAUAGGGGGUGUAAUCUCUGCCAUUGCCGACCUCCUCAAAAUAGCUGUUCCACCCACUUAUGAGGUGACGCGCAGUCCAUCGCCAGAGAUGUUCAAACUUAACAUGACACAUAAAGAAGAGGCCAUCAACAUCCAGUCACUGAUGCGUGUGAAACCAAGAUUCUGUGGCCACUGUCGAGUUGUACUUAUUAGUUCUGGUAUCCGCAAAUUCAAGGCUGAUUUGCCUCUCACUCUUCUUACAGAGAACCUGGAUCCAGGAGAAGAGGAAGUAACAUUUUGUAGUAUGAACUGUUUAAACCAGUUCCUUCACACACAGCCUGCAUUACCUGAACCUGACAAUGAAUCCAAUACUAGUGCUGGUGCCUCUACCAUCAUUAUGGAUGAUAUGGAUGACAGUGGCGAUGAGAGCAUGGAUGAAGAGGGUGUGGUGACCAAAAAUGAGGCCCUAACAGGGCUAUCUGGAACAGACUUGAGCUCACUAAAGCGCAUUGUGAAUGUGACAGAGGCACUAUCCAUCAGUACCUCAAGCCCAGUUCCAUCCAUCUCUGCCUCUGCUACUACUGCCACCACCCAGCCAGGUACUCCCACCACUCCAAUUCCUGGUCCAGGGGGCUGGGCUUCACCAGCUGUGUCCCCGGCCAACUCACACUCCAUCACUAGUCCAGUGCUGCGGCCUGGAGCAUCAGGACCUGCUUCCCCAGUCCGAUCUCCACAUCAUCCCAUGCUCAGCCCUCCACUGCGAGGCAAGGGGGAAGACAGAGCAGCCAAGCGUCAUCGUCGUAGCAGCAGUACCGCUUCACAGGACAGCUAUAUUAUCAAGCCUCAGUCAAAGAAAUGGCGAGACUUGCGGUGGAAGCGUUGGGAUGCUUCCAUUACCAUCACCAGAUUGCCUGACACCCCUACAACAGAAUUAAAUGAUUUAUGGGAAAGCUUGGCCAUGACAGUGUGUCCACCCAGCCUUCCUGAAGACAAACGCAUCUGUGCUCUAUGUCUGAGAGUCGGUGAUGGAGAACCUAAUGGACCAUCAAGAUUGCUUAACGUGGAUGUGGACAAAUGGGUGCACCUUAACUGUGCACUUUGGUCAAACGAGGUGUAUGAGACAUGUAGCGGUGCUCUUAUGAAUGUAGAGGUGGCUUUGCGCCGAGGUUCUUCUGUUGAAUGCAUGGCCUGCCGCAAAUAUGGUGCCACGAUCAACUGCUUCAAAUCACGCUGCAUCAACACAUAUCAUUUGCCCUGUUCCCAAGAAAAGGGAUGCAUGUUCUUCCAAGACAAGACUGUCCUUUGUCCCAGCCACUUACCCAAGCAGUAUGUGGAAAAUGUGCUGCUGUCAUUGGAAGUAUCUCGUCGUGUUUACAUUAACCGCGAUGAAGACAGACAGGUUGCAAGUGUUAUUUCCAGCAUGAUCCAUCAAGAGGAGGGCCACCACUCACUUCGGAUUGGCUCCCUUAUCCUGCACAGCAUUGGUCAGCUGCUGCCCCACCAGAUCCAGACUAACCACUUCAACACUGAAGACUACAUCUUCCCUGUUGGAUUCCGUACCAGUCGUUUCUAUUGGAGCCACCGUGUGCUGUAUCACCGCUGUCGCUACAUAUGCAGCAUCAGUGAGAUGGAAGGAUGGCCUGAAUUCAGCAUUCGUGUGAUAGAAGAUGGCUUCGAGGAUGUUGUGUAUAAGGACAAAAGCCCCAAAGAAGUAUGGCUGCAUGUGUGCCAGCCACUGGAGGACAUGCGCAAUAAAGCUGACAUGGUCAAGAUGUUCCCCACAGACAUGGGUAUGGAGGAGCUGUUUGGUUUGAGGGAACCAGCGAUCAUCAAGGUCCUUGAAUCACUUCCUGGAACAGACCUCCUUCAUAAUUACAACUUUAAGUAUGGACGAUCUCCUUUGAUCGAGAUGCCUCCUGCCAUUAAUCCAACUGGCUGUGCCCGCACUGAACCAAAACUGCGGACGCAUUUCAGGCGGAGGCCUCACACACUCCACUCCAGCAACUCGCGAUCUCUGCCUUCAACUGUGACAAGUGUGACAGGAGACAUCAACUCACCAUACAUGAAACAGUUUGUGCACUCCAAGUCACAGCAGUACCGGCGCCUUAAGACAGAGUGGAAAAAUCUGGUCUAUCUUGGUCGUUCCCACAUUCAGGGCCUCGGACUCUUUGCUGCUCGUGAUUUGGAAAAACACACUAUGGUGAUUGAGUAUAUUGGAGAUCUCAUUCGUAAUGAAACAGCUAAUCGCCGUGAGACGGAGUAUGAAAACCAGAAUCGUGGUGUGUACAUGUUCCGAAUUGACAAUGACACAGUCAUUGAUGCCACGAUGGCUGGUGGCCCUGCUCGUUACAUCAAUCACUCUUGCAACCCAAACUGUGCUGCGGAAGUUGUGCAUUUUGAAAAGGAAAGUAAAAUCAUCAUCAUCACCAGCCGCCGCAUCAGCAAGGGCGAGGAGCUGACAUACGACUACAAGUUUGACUUUGAGGAUGACCAGCAUAAAAUUCCUUGUCUGUGUGGUGCCCCCAAUUGUCGUAAGUGGAUGAACUGAUUUGUUACUACCCUGGUGCAGCACCUCCGGUGUUGGAUGCAGCACAUAGAUGAAAGGGGCUCCGCAUGUGUUCUAAGUGAAUGGGAGAUACUGCCACAUGACAAACAGGACAGACAUGUACUGUGUUUCUCGCAUAGUCCCAAUCCUCUUACCUAUUCUACACGGUUAUGUCCUAGAAAACCUACAGACUUAUGAACAGCAGCAGCUGCUGUGGCAUUACCACGAUCAAGAGUUUGCUGUCAGCACCAGUCCUGAUGCUGGACCUCUUGAGACAAGUUGUGGCAGGACCGACUUGUGACAGUAUCAUGAACAGUGUGCCCUGUGUGUCAGCACAUGCACACAUCUGCAAGUGAUGCAAGACUCAAGUUCUUUGAUUCAAGCGGCAAUCAUCUUUCAUUAUAUUGAUAUGAACUCAAGUCACUAUGAUGUUGAGAUGCUGUUUGUGAUGUUCCUGGAACUGUACUGACUCACUGGGUCAGUUUGCGCCACCAUGUUCUACAAAGCUGCUUAUACGGGUUUCAUAUUGUGAGUUAUUACAUGUUUAGGGGAUGGCAGCAGAUUUUCUCCCCAACAUACAACAAAGCCUUAUUCUUACUUUUCUGUGGGCAUCUGUAUAUUCUGGCCAGUGGCGGUACACUGCUUUAGCUUGCACAUCUCUUAUGAUAAUAUUCUGUCAUCAUACCCAUUUGCUGAUGUAGUUCACAUCAGUGUCCUGUAAUUUUCAUAAAUAUUUUCAGUUUUUUUUUCCCUGCCCCAAUCCUGUAUAUCGUGACAUAAAAUGAAUCAGUGUUCUGUGUUUUGUUUUUUAAAUUUCUCAAUGAGAAGACAAAAGCAUAAGUUAACCCACUUCAUUUUGUGAUUGACAUAGUGGUUGAUUUAGUUGUUGUUGAGUUUGGGCGGCAGGGUGGAGGUAGCCUAGUUCCAAGGUGGUUCCCACGUGUUUGCUGUUUUUCUGGUUUAUAACAUACCCUUGCAGAUCCAGGGUGCAACUUGUGAUUUGAAUCUUGCAAUUGCUGGUUCAGUGAUACCGCUGUGCCACAAGGCACCAAGCCAGCCAGUCGUCCAAAAAGGAGACAAAGCAGGUGUGACCUUAUAGUGAGCAUGCACACGUAUCAGCCAAGGUUUGGCUUCAGCUAAAAUAAUAUGAUGUGCAUAAAAAGGAAAACUCCCAUCUGUUUGUAUAUAUGCACAUUUAUAUGCACUUAUGACAGUACAGAUUUUCUUUCUUCCUCCCUUUUCCCCAUUUAAGUUUGGUCCCCUUUUUUUCUUUCUUUUUAUUUGUAUUUUAAAUGAUUGUGAACAUUUCUGAUUGUUUGUUUUGUGUAAAGUGGCUAAAUUGCAGAUUUUGAAUAGUUGAUUGAAGAGAUUUGGUAGCAAGUCCAGUGCUCAGUUCGUUACCUUUCCGAUGAUGUCCUUUGACCUCCACAGAUUGUGUAUGUUAGUCUAAAACUUCACUCUUUAUCACAUUCUGAGUUGCUUGCUCAAUUUGUUCUUUCCAUGUCAGACGAAGAGAUAAUAGUAUGUUCAACUGCAGCAGAGUUAAUCAUUUUUUUCUCAGCAAACCAUCAUGCACUUUGUUCUUUGUGUGUGUGCCUGUGCAUGCCAGUGUACAGUUAGUAUUUCCACUGGGGGUUUUUAAAAUGAGACUUUUUGUUGUUUUGUAAAUAGAUUUAAGAUGCAUGUAAUUUGUAAUAGAUUUAUAUGGCAUCCUUGUUUUGUGUAAAAGUUAUGCAUUGGUGUGGGAAAGCGCUUAAUGGUGCACACAGCCUUCAUAGUGGUGAGAAUGCCAGAAACUUUGAUGUUUCCAAAAACCUCAGAUCUACAAACUGCAUAUGCAGUGAUGUAAAUAUGUUUGAGUGGAUUGCACAUGUAUAUAAUCUAUUCAGAGAGAUUCUCAGAGAAUUGCCCUUACAUAAUUCUUUAUAUAAUCAUCAUCAGAUUUGGAAUUUAGCUGCACAUAAACAGUGGUUUUAUAACAAAAACAUUUUACUCACUUCCAUGUCCUAACGGAGACUUGACCAAGCCACAACAGCACCAAAAGGACAUGGCUCGACCUUUUUCUUUCUUUGUAUUGAUAUUUGUCAAAAAGGAUUAUAAUGUUACACUGCCUCUUUAGUCAAGCAGAUACCUUUUUUUUCAUUUUUAAAUUUUCACACAGCAUCUUUUCAGCUAGUAAAGCUUGUGAUAAAGUGGGUUCCCCUCUUUUCCUCCCUCCCAUCUUGGGAAUGGUUGAUUUCUCUUUCUC
Pomacea canaliculata is the source of this 5320-nucleotide messenger RNA. Its product is annotated as histone-lysine N-methyltransferase 2C-like. Gene Ontology annotation, molecular function: histone H3K4 methyltransferase activity; histone binding; transcription coactivator activity. Gene Ontology annotation, biological process: positive regulation of transcription by RNA polymerase II. NCBI's taxonomy places the organism in Eukaryota, Metazoa, Mollusca, Gastropoda, Architaenioglossa, Ampullariidae. Gene Ontology annotation, cellular component: MLL3/4 complex; nucleus. The transcript is spliced from 17 exons. The coding region runs from base 256 to 3075 and encodes 939 amino acids. The record is from RefSeq and is a predicted model, not a curated record.